Psammomys obesus (fat sand rat) is the source of this 4510-nucleotide messenger RNA. RefSeq names its product syntaxin 6 (gene Stx6). The transcript has 8 exons. Gene Ontology annotation, cellular component: membrane. Gene Ontology annotation, molecular function: SNAP receptor activity. Lineage: Eukaryota; Metazoa; Chordata; Mammalia; Rodentia; Muridae. Bases 189 to 956 code for a protein of 255 amino acids. The record is from RefSeq and is a predicted model, not a curated record. Gene Ontology annotation, biological process: intracellular protein transport; Golgi vesicle transport.
AGGUGCCGGGGGAGGAGGCUGUCGUGGGGGCCGGCUUGGAGUGGGAUUCGGCCCACGGCGCUGACCGAGUGCUGGGUCGACGGCCGUCGGGCGCCCGGGUCUGCGCGCACCGCUACUCCGGGUCGCCCCGGCCGAGGCGCUGGCCGCGGGAGGCCUCAGGAAGGGCUCGGGCUGCCAGGCCGGGCGCCAUGUCCAUGGAGGACCCCUUCUUUGUGGUGAAAGGAGAGGUACAGAAAGCAGUCAACACUGCCCAAGGAUUGUUUCAGAGAUGGACGGAGCUCCUUCAGGGCCCCUCUGCCGCGACAAGGGAAGAAAUCGACUGGACCACCAACGAGCUGAGGAACAACCUCCGCAGCAUAGAGUGGGAUCUGGAGGACCUCGACGAGACCAUCAGCAUAGUCGAAGCAAAUCCUAGAAAAUUCAACCUGGAUGCAACUGAAUUGAGCAUAAGAAAAGCCUUCAUCACAAGUACUCGGCAAAUUGUCCGGGACAUGAAGGAUCAGAUGUCGGCUUCCUCUGUGCAGGCAUUGGCCGAAAGGAAAAACAGACAGGCACUGCUAGGAGACAGCAGCAGCCAGAACUGGAAUGCUGGUGUGACGGAUCGCUACGGGCGCCUUGAUCGAGAGCUACAGCUAGCCAACUCUCAUUUCAUCGAGGAGCAGCAGGCACAGCAGCAGUUGAUUGUGGAACAGCAGGAUGAGCAGUUGGAGCUGGUCUCUGGCAGCAUCGGGGUGCUGAAGAACAUGUCCCAGCGCAUCGGAGGGGAGCUGGAGGAACAGGCAGUGAUGCUGGAUGAUUUCUCUCACGAGCUGGAGAGCACUCAGUCUCGACUGGACAAUGUGAUGAAGAAACUUGCGAAAGUGUCUCACAUGACCAGUGAUCGGCGCCAGUGGUGUGCCAUAGCCAUCCUCUUUGCAGUCCUGUUGGUCGUGCUGAUCCUCUUCCUAGUGCUGUGAUGAUGGCCCUCCUCAGGCCCUUGUGCACGCGGACCGAGGGGAGAGGGGAAGCUCGCACUCCACCACGUACAUUCCUCUCCCAGAAACACGCCUCUGCCCUGCUUCCUCUGUGUGACUCCACCACUGAGACGGCCCUCUCUCCCAGCGCUGGAAGGGCAAGCUUGGAAGAGGAAGAGGUGACUGCACUCCUGGCUAGAUAGCAGAAGCCCUGGCUGCCUUUUCUUCCUGAGGACAGCGAGCCACUGCUUUGCCUUACUGGACCUGGCUCCUUGAGGAAGGAAGGACUCAGAGUCAUCAGAAGAAACUACGGACUCACUCACUCUGUCACUCAUUCUGUUGGUCUCUGGCAGCCUUUCCUUCUUCUCAGACCCUUUCCCUGCUUCGAUGGGUGCCACUGUCCCUUCAAAAGAAAUCUGGCAAGAAUGAGGGCAUCUAGGGAUAUACAUUUCCCAUUGCUGUUGCAUUUCUUAGACCCGAGAGCUGGCUGAGGACAGAAGCCUCAGAAACGCCUCGUGACAGAAAUGCAGCGCUUCAUUUUGCUGGGCGAGACCUGAGAUUAAAUUGCUCUUCGGGGUGUCUUUGUGGCAGAGUUACGCAACAGGAAAUAGUGAAAUCUCUGGGGGCUUGGGAGUGCUGAUGACAAAUAGCUUCAAUGGACAGGAGCAGUUGAGAGCAGCAGUACCUGUGUUGGUCCAGCUUAUCGAGGGGCUGGUGGUGUCUCCAGAGGCCAGGCCAGACCUGCCGACUUGCUCUGUCCCAGGGUCUUCUCCCAGAGGUGCGGCAUGCCUAUUUAGUGUGCCCCUCCACACAGUGUGGGACAGCAUAGCAGCACUCCGCUGGGUGGGACAUGCCUUCUCCUUGAUGCUGUUAUUCGAUGGCACAUUUAUUAUGUCCGUGCAGAAACUAUCCUGACACAAAAAGGCUGGUUCUGGACCAGAGGUCCCUCACUCUGUGAGUAACAGCAUGGAUGGGUAAGAGAACUGGAGACUCUGGUCUCUAAGAUGACAACUUGACUUCAUCCUCCAUUUGAGUAACUGAGCCAGUCCAAAUUCACUGACAGAUGGUUUAUUGGGUUGAAGUAGCUGAAACCGCUGACACUAAACUUCAGGCACUGGGUGACUUUUUAGAUGCCUCACAUGUGCGCACACAUGAGGGAUUUUUUUAUAACAUCCCUGAUGUAUAAUCUGGUAUUAAAGUAGCUGUCAGGGCUAGAGCCAGCCUUUCACAAUGGAGGCUGCGCUCAGUCUUCUUCUGUGCUGGGAAGAGCAGCAUUUGGACAGCUUGACCUUUGACCUCCCUUGCUUUGCCUUUCUGUGCAUUCCUUAGCACGCCGACUUUUUAAAAAAUCCUGGGUUGUUCAUAUUCCUUGGGAUUUUGAUUUUUGGGUCCUUGUUUUGUUUUGUUUUGUUUUGUUUUGUUAUUCCCAAUGAUGUGCUUGCCCGGCUAACUUUUAAAUUGCACUUUUAAAUAAAUAUUUGUAACAAUUUUUAAAAGAAGGAUAUUUUAUCUCCUUUAGGAUCAUGAUAGGUAAUCCACCUGUUGGUGAAAGCUAAGAGAAGAUUUGUAGAACCAAAAGGGUGGUCAGCACCGUGUUUACAUUCAGCUCUGGUGUUUGAAACAGAGAUGAUAUUUCUUUUCAGAUUAGGAGAAAAUGUGAAUAUUACAAAGGGCUUCAAUGUAGGGUUCUGUGUUAUUUAUGUUUCACGAAAUUUUAAGGUUUUGAAUAGUCUUCUGUGAACUUAGACCAUGCACAGUCCUUAGAUUUGCAUUAAAAUAUAGAAGCCUUUUGUUAAAAAUCAAUGUGGGCCUUGUCUGAAUACUGUAACCCACACUGCACAUUACAAAGCCGUGAGCAGUCCGAGAAUUAAAAUUACCCCACUUAAAGCAUGUUGUCUGCCAGGAGAAGGGUGUCAGAAAUGCCCACAGCUGUGAUAAGAUUCCCCCAUCAGGUCAGAGACAGAGGUUUGCUGCUCUGGACUUAGUUUCAUUGGAUCUAUUUUGAGUUGGUGCGUGGGCCUCACUGACUCGCCGUAUUUGCUGAACAGUGUUGUUAGAUCUGAAACAGGCUGGAGCUGAGCAGCGAGCGUGUAAAGAGAUAGUCAACCUCAUAUGCACGUGUGCUCGCCACGGGCCACAGACUCCUGCAGCAGCUGGCUUAGUCCAGGCCCGUCCUGUUGUGUGGUCACCAGGCACAGGGAUCCUUUGAAACUGUGGCCAAGAGGACAGGGACGUACCUUUCUUCCCUAGUGACCCAGAGAGCUGAAGGCGUUCUUCUACAUGUCCUAGAAUAAGGAAGGGACAGCAGGGGUGCCCACGCCGCUUAGGAGUGUCUCUCCUCCAGCCACCCACCCAGCCUUCCGCACUUGGUCUCACACCAUAAUAUGCCGGUCAACAGAAAGAGCUGAGUGUGUUUACCGGACAAACGCUUAACUGACGGGGGGUGAGACGGAGGACAGCCCAUUGAGAGCACUUGUCAGAGUGCAGAUCCAACUGGAAAACCCAAAUCCCUUGAGCUCUCAGCCCUCUCCUCUGAUCUUGUCUUUGUUUUGGCUGGGAAACCACAGUGCUCUGUUUGCUCUGGACUGUGAGGCACACAGAGUUGUCUCGUAUGCCUGAGCAUGCAUGUUGUCUUUUCCUCAGUUUCAGAAUUCACGCUCGAGCUGAAGCCGGGAGACUUGGUACCGUGCCCAUUAUUCUCUGCUUUUAGCCAGAGUUAAACAGACUGAUGGGUCUGGUAGCCAACAGCUUGGCAACUUCAUGCCUUCUCACCUCGUGCGAGUAAGGGCUGUGAUGAGGAAUCCAGCCUGACUACAGCAGAAAUCUGUCUCUGUUAAGUGUUUACCUUCUGCAAGAACAGGUGCUGAGCCAAAGGCUUUCUUCUGGUGAUUUCUCUGCCCACCCCGUGAGACCAGAGGGGCAGGUCCAGAGCUCGAGGGAGGAAGGAGUUGAGGUCACCUCUGUGGACUCGGGGCCAUUCGGCUUCACCUUGGGCCACAAAGUGAGUUUAUAAACGAACCAGAAAUGGAUGGUCUGGGAAGCAAGUUGUAAAAUGUGGAGUGCAGCCGUUUCCCUCACUCAGACUGUAGAGCCUCCCUCCCAAGUUCGUAGGAAUGGUGGGCUUGUGUUUAUUUUUUGAAAGUGUGCAUCAUCUAUCGAGAGUAGAGAGAGCGUAAAAUCAAGAGUUCCCAUGGGUCAGUCCCUUGCUGUGCACCCCAGCCAGUCCCCGAAGAGGAGAUUCCCCGACAAGAGGCCUGACCUGGCCACAGGAUCCUCCCUGGACCCUCACUCCUGGGAGGGCCUGGUGAGAUAGGAGGUGGUCCGUCUUCAGUGUCCAGCUGCCCUUACUCAACUCCCAACUGUCAAAAGCCAUCUUUCCCCGAAAAUGGCCUUCCUUUUAAGAAUGGUGAGACGGGAAAGGCCCACUGCCAAGCCGGAUGACCUGGCUUUGACCCCGAGAGCCCACCCAGGGGAGUGAGAGCCAGCUCCUUCAAGUGGUCCUCUAACCAUCCAUGCUGUAUUGUGGGCGCAUGCGUGAGAAAUGCACAAAUAAAUAA